AUGAUGAUGCAGGCUUUCCGGAGAUUGCGCGGGGCCGGAGAGGGCGGUUUGGAGGCAGAUCUCCGCCAGAUGUCCGAGACAAGCUACAUGGAGUCACCGCCGAAGGAGUUGCUUGCGAGGGUCAUGCAGGCAUCAGAAUAUGCAGAGGACAGAAAGCGCAUCGUUCUCCACAUGCAGGCCUGCUUGGCGGACACGCGCUGGCGCGCAAUCCUGUCAGGUCUGUCCUUACUAUCGGAGCUGCUGCAGCGUGGGUGCCCUCGGCUUUUUGAGGAGAUGGCCCAGGGAUUUCAUUUUGACCCCUUGCAACGACUCAGCCUACUGGAACGUUUCGAGUAUGGCGAUGACCCGCGCGUACAGAAGCUUGUCCGGCAGAAGGCCUCCACUCUGCGUGAAGCAUUGCUUGAGAAGUUGGCCAGCAGUUCAGACAUGACACCGGUGGAGGAUCUGAAGGGAUUCUCAAACGCCGACGUCCUUGUCAAGCCCUUGCAGCGGAGGCCGGGGCCCGUCAACGGCGUCGCGGUGAUCGGGCACUCGGAAGAUACCGACGACGAAGCCAGCGAGGGUGAGCUCUCCUCACCGGGGUUGCACCAUGCAGGCUCAACAGUGUCGACGGAGUCCUCCGGGGAGUUGCUGGUGCUUGAAGGUGAUGCUGUCACGAAAGCAGGUCCGGGGAACAGCAGUCCAACUGUGGACCUGCUAGACCUUGCGUGA
Molecule: messenger RNA, 711 nt
Organism: Symbiodinium natans
Lineage: Eukaryota; Dinophyceae; Suessiales; Symbiodiniaceae
Source: the annotation of a GenBank genome assembly